Molecule: messenger RNA, 954 nt
Organism: Sphaerulina musiva SO2202
Lineage: Eukaryota; Fungi; Ascomycota; Dothideomycetes; Mycosphaerellales; Mycosphaerellaceae
Exons: 3
Coding region: 1-486 (161 amino acids)
Source: RefSeq, a predicted model, not a curated record
AUGGCAGACGAAAAUCUCACUCACGACGAGUUGUGGGAUGACUCGGCACUAGUCACCUCUUGGAACGAUGCUUUCAAUGAAUACAAGAAAUACCACAGCCUUGCAUCCCGAGGAGAAAAAGUCGAACAGCCCAAGCAGCCGCCCACAGAAAGCCUCAAAGAAGUCGCAGUCGAAUCAAAAGCGGCCGCCUACUUAAACGGCACAACAACAACUACGACGCAACCAUCAUCAAACGCACCAAUCAACUUCACGACAGAAGCAACACCUACAGCAACGACAACGACAGCCACCCCACAUACUGCCGCAGGUCCCAUAUUGCCGAAUCUCCCACAAACUCUUCUCAAUGGCUCCCAGAACGAAGAUCUCAAGAACAUCAUGAUGUCCUGGUAUUAUGCUGGAUAUUAUACCGGUCUGUAUGAGGGACAGCAGAAGGCUUGGGCGAGUAUUCAGGAACAACAACUGGCACAGCAGCAGGAAGAACAAUGACAACGACCACUGGAACAGGGACGGGAACAGGAACAACAUUAACAGCAACAAGUGCGUGCUGCUGCGGAGGGUUAAGCAUGAAUUUGAACUCAUGAGCUGGCUUCGUCGAUCGGGAAGGGAUGAGGUAUGCACCUAUGAAGAAGCAACGCACGCACGAGACGGACGUCAUGUUUCGGCAUGCAUGGUAGGACCUCUUAUGUCGAGUGGGAGGACCGUCAGGCUACAUCACUGAUGCUCGCGGGGUUGAUCUGCAACGUGGUAAGGUUCAUCUAUUAUUCCGUGUCCUGAAGGAGUUCAGGGAUGAAACCUCACAGAUGUUCCUACAGGCUUUUGUUCUAUCAAUUGGGCAGCGGCUCUAUACAAUCAGUAUCUCGUACGGAGCAAGGGUCGUCAAUGACACAAUGGCGCAAGAGCUUCUAGUCGCAAGUGCGAGCGGUGGCAAAUGUGGACAUGGAUCGAAAAAGUGCG